Messenger RNA from Solanum verrucosum, 597 nucleotides. RefSeq lists its product as uncharacterized. The transcript has a single exon. The record is from RefSeq and is a predicted model, not a curated record. Bases 1 to 597 code for a protein of 198 amino acids. Lineage: Eukaryota; Viridiplantae; Streptophyta; Magnoliopsida; Solanales; Solanaceae.
AUGUCGCAGUCGGUGGAAGAACUGCCAUCUGACGGUGUUUCUGGCCGCCGAUGCGCGGUAUGUUUGACCAAUCGCCCCUCCAUCCUCCACCUUCUCCUCUACAGAGGUCUCCAACACCAUCUUUGCACCGCCUGCGUACUGGACUCCCACCCUGGUUCUUUCUGUCCCACCUGCUUCGAUGUCUUCCUCCACAACCCUCCUCCCCCUCACCUCCGUCUCCUAUGCAAAAAAUGCCCCUCUAUCUCACACCUCUCUUGCGUCCCUGAUGUUGCUUCCGUCUCCGAUGAUUACUUGUGCCCUCCUUGUUCUAACCCUAAUUUCACUUUCUUCUGUGUUACUCCCAAUCAUGCUAAUAAUGCCAUUGAAAUUAACCCCCAUUUGGCUAAACAGUUGGUUGCCGCUGCUACCAUUGCUUCUGAGUCGAUCCACAAUGCUGCCGUUAUGGCCAGGUAUAAUGCAGAGAUUAGGGUCAAGGAAGCUGUGGUAGCUAAGGCUGAAGCUGCUGAAGUUUUGAGAAGGUUCAAUAAUCUGUUGGACAACUAUGGUUAUCAGUUUGGUAACGAUACGGGGGAAAACAAGAUACAUGAAGCAAAAUGA